Messenger RNA from Musca domestica (house fly), 3219 nucleotides. RefSeq lists its product as uncharacterized. The record is from RefSeq and is a predicted model, not a curated record. Lineage: Eukaryota; Metazoa; Arthropoda; Insecta; Diptera; Muscidae. The transcript has 10 exons. Bases 105 to 2381 code for a protein of 758 amino acids.
GCAUAGGUGUUAUAAAAAGAUUGGUGAUCGGAAUGUGAUUUGCUUAUAGUUUUGAAAUAAAUUAAAUACAAAAACAUUUAAAUAGUUAAUAUAUUGUUUUCGUAAUGGCUUCCCUCAAUAAUGAGGAAUUAUUAAUAACAUUUGAGGAACUGACACAAUUGGAAACUGCAGACAUUUCUGCGUGCAUUGAACGAUACCAGGCUUUGAAAAUUUGUGAAAAGAGUUCCGCGCCCGCCGAAGAUAUUUACAAUCUAUGGGUUAGGAAACUUUUUAAGGCCUACGAAACUUCAGAAUAUACAAAUGAAAACUGGAUCGAGAUAAUUGGAUUUUUGGAAAAAUUACUAGAAAAUUUUAUUCAAAAUGUUACUUCUUCGAAAUCAGAUACAAGAUCCAAACAGCUUCAUCAAUGGUGGAAAGAUACACACGAGUUUCUUCAGUGGUUACAAACAACUAUUGGAAAUUUAGAAAUACAUAUUCUGUGCCUUAUCUUAGCAUUUGGCUUUGAAAUUGUUAUUCAAACCAGUCGGUUUGCAGAAAAAGGAAAUAUGCAACCUCUCACUGUUAUUCAUCAAAAUGUGCUACAAAUAUUAAGUAAAUCCAUACACAAAAUGGAAAUACAGAGAUCAGAAGAUAUCCAUGGAUUGAAUAAAGUUCUGAAAUCACUUUGUGAUGUGGCUUCUGCAAUGUCAUUCGCAGACAUUAAACUUUCCAUUGAAACAUGGCGAAUUGUGGCAAAGAUUUCGAGCAAAUGUUCUGAGGCACCAAUGGAACUAGAUAUAGAAUUAAAGAAUUCAUUGAAUGACUUAAAGCGUAAUUCUACAGAGAAACCAAUAUUUGGUAUUACUGAAGAAUUACGAAAACUUUUUAAAUAUUUUCAAGAAGAUAAAUCUGCCCUCAAUAAUGAUAACUUUCUGAAAGUUGCCCAAUUUUAUUUGAAACUAAUUAAAUUAAUUUCAAAAAAUUGCCCCAAAUUGCCAAUGGCUGCGGAAUAUUUUGAAGUCUAUUCAAUGUUUAUACACCACUUGAAGAAGGAUGUUAAAAGCAACCUACUAGAUGCCAUUCAAUCAGAUUUAAAUGAUAUUUUGGCUAUGGUUGAUCAAAGGGAAAUAAUAGAAAAACAUUUAUGUCAGCAUCUCAUAGAGGAUAAUAAGAUAUUUUCUAGUUGUGAUUUAGUAUUGGAAUAUUUGUCUAUUAGCUGUAAAGCCAAUAAAAACUAUUUACCAGAUACAACGCUCUGCAAACGAAUAUUCGACAUAGUGUUUGAAGGUCCUUUGUUUUUUGUUGAUUGUGAAAGAUUUUUCAAAAUUCUAAUACAUUUUGCAACAUUGACCGCCCAAGAUGCUACCGGUGAGCUGCAUUUGCAAUGGUGCAAACAUGUCGUGGAGUCGAAGUGGAUAAAAUCAUACACAUCUUGUGAAAUUUUACGCAUUUAUUAUGGUUACCUCUUUAAAAACUCAGAUGCUCAUUUGAGUUCCUGCCUAUUAUUCUGGACCAAAGCAUGGCAAAGGUAUAAAUCGUAUAGCAACAAAGAAAACGGAAAUUAUCAGAAAUAUUUAAUUGAAAUGAUAAUAAAAACCAUCGCUGCGUACGUUCCACAAAAUACCAUUGAACAAUAUUUUGUGAAUUGUCCAAACAAGGAUAUAAUACUUCUAAAAUGUGGUGUUGACAACAUGAGAUUGCUCAACCAUCUAAAUAGCAAGCUAACCAGUUAUUUGAAACGUAUUCAGAAUAGUAUGCUAUUGAAAAGGGAAUACAAUGAGCUUCUUCACUUAUUGGACAUUUGGUGCCGACAUGAGCAAUUUGUAAUGGUUGGCGUUGUAAAGGACGAUCUGAUAAAGGCAUUCACACACAUUUUUUCUCUAUCUUCUUUGGAAGUAAAUAAAUUUAAGAUAUUCAUAUGGAAAUGUUUUCAAAUUUUUAAGAUUUUAAAUGAUACACACUUGGAUAGAUCUGUAAUGAAAUGUCUCGGCGAAAAUACAAACAAAACUAAAGUCGUUUUGGGUGUUUAUAUGCUAGAGUAUUUACUGCAUAAAAGACCACAAAGUGAUAGUUUGUUAAAAUCAUUGCAAAGCCCAAAUUUAAUGAAAAUACAGAAAUUUUUGGAAACUCCCAAAACUUGUGAAAUCAAUAAUUUACAUAUAUUUAAGAAUGUAAACAAUGAAAAUAAUACACCCACAGCAAAUGAAUAUCAAGAAGUUCAUAUUAGCAAAAGGCCUCGUGUAAUUACCGACAAUUCUUAUGCUGGUGAUUAUAAAUUUAUUUUAAAUGAAAUCUUGGAACAUUCACAAAAACUUACCAAAUCUGCGGUGGCAUUUGAUGAUAAAGAUAUGGAAUUAUUAAAUUGUAUAAAACACAAUAUUGACAAAUGUUUAUUAAAAUAACAAUACAACAAACUUGUUUUCCUUUCUAUUUUAGUAUAUACAUCCGUUUUUAAAUUAUACUUAAAUAAAUAGCUUAAAUAAGUAACUUAUGAACUAAAGUCUUAUAUCCUUCUAUAGAUUUUAGUAUAGAUUUUAAUUUUAAAUAUUAACAAGUUUUUUUUUUUGACAUUUGCAUACCAGGCAAGACAUGGAUAAUUAUUUCACUAAUAGUUUGCUAAUACAUUUUCAUUAUUGACUUUCAAUAAUGCCUAUUGUAACAUUUUUCAUUUGCAUUACACUAAGGAUACGCUCAUAAACUCGACUCUCUUCCUCUUCUUGCAUUAGAAUACCUGAAACGGAAAAAAAUAUUAAUUAAAAAUAUAAUUAAAUUAUAAUUAAAGUAUUUAAUUUAAAUAUCUCAAUUCUGAAAAAAUUCCAUAAACAACAAAUCUGAGGGACAAAAAAUGUAGUCCUGAGGUACUAAAGAUUUUUUUAUAGAAAAGAUAGAGAGUUCAGAGGAAUUGAAAUUUUUCUAUAGUUAGAGCACGGUUCUGAAUGAUUCAGCCACGACAGACCAAAAAUGUGCUUCUGUGGAAACAUCUCAUCUCCCUAAGGAACAAAAUUUGUUUUUCUGUAGAAAAUUUAUUUUUCUUUGGAGAGGUGUUGACGUUUUUCUACAGAAAAACAAACUCAGUCCUGAGUCUCUGAAUUUGUUUUUAAUUGUAAUAGUUUGUCCUGAGUUCUAUACAAUUACUUAGUUUAAGGAGUUUCAAAUGUUUCCUUUAUUGAUAAUAAUUUGUAAUGAAUAAAAUUGUACUUUUUUACUUUGGGAAAAAAUGUUGUCCCCUGAGACUGAAAA